UUGCAUGGUAGAAUCAGGAUAUCAAUCACCCCCAUAAUUGAGUUGCUGCAGUAGCUGUUAGUAUAUCGCUUUUUUCUAUCAAUCCCAUGGCUGAAGGGCGCCGCCGCCGCCGCCGCCACCACCACCACCUUGGGGAGGAUUUUGAGACCGUUGAGGUGAAGCACGAUUUUUAAAGUCUUUCAUUAACGAGUUCAUAAUACUUAUUACAACAUCUUAGAGAUCAAAUCAUACGUGGAUAAUUACAACUCUAAAUUAAGUUACCCAUCUCUUUCUCCACCAGAAGUGGUGUCAUUUUAUACGAUUAUUAAGAACUGAGGAUAACAAUAUAAAUUAGAGUUCUUGAAUUUCAGAGGUGAGAUUUGCCGUCAAGUGACUAUGUACGUUUGCAACUUUUAUAUGAGCUUAAUUGCUAUUCACAUGUAAUUUUUCGUCCCACAAUAGAUGACAUUACCUCCGCCGAUAAAAUCAGAAGUUCCCAGCCAUGGUGCUGGAUUCCAUUGUAAUGUUGGAGAUAUGGAUGUUACAGGCGAAAAGGGAACAUUUUUUUGGUGAAGGAAUUAGCCACGUUGAGGCAAAAGAUUAUGAUUAUCGAGGGCGUGGACAAUUUCCUGGAGUUUUUACAGUUCAACCGAGUCUGGAAACUUAUGACAAGGGGAAAGACGAAGCAGAAGAAGAGACAGAUAAUGGAGAGCACCAGUACAAAAUAGGAGGAGAUAAUGUAUUUGCAUCUGGGCCGAUCAAUCCUCCACCGGAUUUGUAUACGUAUGUAGAGGGUGGUGGACUUUCUGGAAUAGACGCCACAUAUGCCGCUGCAACUCUAGACCAGAAAAAGGCAAUUCUAUGAGAUCACCCACAAAAUUUCUUCCUAAAUUGAAAGCAAUAAAUGGCUGCUUCUGUUCGAAUUUCGUUUUGUUUUCUCAGCAGCUCAGAAAUUGUUCCUUGAGCUUAAACCAAACAUUUAUUCCAAAGACAAUCUUGUGAUAAAAGCCAUCAUGUCCUUUUUAAAACUUCCUUCUUCUUUUUUGUGAAAUCUCUAAAAAUGGAAAAUUUUUAGAUUUUUUUGAACUAAUUAAUCCCACAAUUAUUAAAUUUUCGUCAUCCUACUUGAUAUUCUUGUGUUAAUUUAUCUCUUUUGAUCUAUUUUAAAAUCUAGUUCAAGCCCUGUCUUAAUAUGAUUAGAUUUGGUCACUUAUUGAUAUUUCAAUUCCUGUCAUUUCCAUAAUAUGAAUCAUGAUAAUUUCAACUUCCUCCUGGACUAUCUUCCCUGAUAGAUCUUCUAGUUCUUGCUAAUUUCCUUUCGCUGAUUGAAUUUUCACCACAAUUUUUGCAGUAGAAGGACGAAACAAGUGCAGCAGAAGGAAACCAAAAAUGUACUUAGAGGACGAUGCCGCAUUAGUCUGCUAAGUUACCUGAGUAAUGGGUGUGGACUUGGGAAGUAAUAUGGUAUCGACUAUUGUACUGCCAAGAUAUGUAACCAGGAUGAUGAUGAUAUGAUGUAGUGCUUUUAUUUCUUGUCACGAAUAAUUAUCUCUACUACUUCUAGUAAGUUUGUAGAGCUUCUGAGUCUUGAUAAGUUAUGCAUGAACCUCGGAUUCAAAGCAAAUGACUGCUUUCGAAUAAGAGUUGUAAUUUCUUAAAAUUGGCAUUAGUAACUUUCCUUGAUAU
This is a messenger RNA of Coffea arabica (coffee), 1665 nucleotides long. RefSeq lists its product as uncharacterized. The record is from RefSeq and is a predicted model, not a curated record. Lineage: Eukaryota; Viridiplantae; Streptophyta; Magnoliopsida; Gentianales; Rubiaceae.